This is a messenger RNA of Cephus cinctus (wheat stem sawfly), 5475 nucleotides long. RefSeq lists its product as uncharacterized. Bases 1513 to 5103 code for a protein of 1196 amino acids. The transcript has a single exon. NCBI's taxonomy places the organism in Eukaryota, Metazoa, Arthropoda, Insecta, Hymenoptera, Cephidae. The record is from RefSeq and is a predicted model, not a curated record.
GCGUUUCUACUGACUAACCCUGUAUAUAGAGGAAUCAGGCUCGUGGGUUUUGCACGAAAAAUCUACGAUCUAGAAUUCCCUAUAUGGGAAAAAGGAUUCUCUAGAAUAUUGUUUUACGAUUCAACGAUUUAAAUUGAAUUUUUCAGUAUCUGAAAGCACCGCAGACAUUCUGUGAAAAAAAUCCAACAUAUCUUUUCGCACACACGUGGCGUUACAAGACGUAAUGCUCACUUUUGAUAAAACCAAAGAAGAACGUGCUUCUCAAAGCGGUAACUGUAUUUUUACGUAUAAAUUUGUAAUAAAGGAGAUCCGUAUUGUAGCUGCAGUGCAUAUAUUUAAAAGUGGUAUUAGAUAAUAUCGUGUACCCUUAAAAUCCUUGGCGAUAUGAAUAAUCAAUUGGGCUGAUAGAAGGAAAAAGAUUUGUAAUAUGUGAAUAACAAACGAUUAGUCAUGUUUAAAAAAAACCGAUCGCAAUAUUAAACAAGUUUAAGGAACAGGCAGUCCAUUUUUCUCUUAUCGCAAGAUAAUAUCAAACGUUCAUUAUUAAUCCCUGAAACUCUUGAUUCCCAGAAUUUGGUGAGAAAUUUUAAAUAAAGAGAAAAAAGUGCGAAAGCUUUAUCUGAAAUUCAUCAAGAAACGUAAUAUCGUGAGAGUUGCGAGGGUAAGAAGAAUGAAAAAUAAAACUAUUGUCAAGUCAUUGUUCUCUCUUGUUAUAAAACUCUUAGCAUGUUAUGAUCGACACUGAAUGCGUCAUUGUUAUUCACUUUUAUAUAGUUAUUAGUGGUUACGAUUGGAUUGGCAGAUUUUGCGUCAGAAUAUUUAAAAAUACACGGUGACUUUGUCCCAUGUUUUUUCUAUUGCCGUCGCAUAGAAAUGUCGGAGUAGAUUUCCUUAUGUCCUUCUGGAAUUUAACUUAGAGGAAUGUGAAUUCCUGGUACAUGAGCACGUCGUCGUGAAAGUCGUCCCCUGUAAUAUAUUGCAACCGCAGGUAGAAAAGCAUGUUAAAUAUAUAUAUAUUCGUGGUACGAAAAAGAAAAGAUUCGUAAGCUGCCGUGUGUGUAGCGCGUCUUGCGCAGUGAAAUGCUGCCAGUGGUGGCGGACUAGCAUAACCAGACAGACAUGUGAUAGAGCGUGUCUCGAAGGUUAAAGCGGGUCGCGCUUACAAUUAGAACAAGAGACAGUUGGGAAUUUGGUGGUUUUGUAAAAGUGACAUUUUCGAAAAACAUAUGAAAAACGGAAUCAAAUAACAGCGGCGUUUAUUGCUGGAAGUGUGCUCGGGCGGUAGAACUUUCUUAUUCUUCUUGGUUGUUUUCGGUGUGCUUAACCUAAAUUGGCCAGUUGUCAAAUACAAAGUUGGAAUCGCUUCCCAGGGGAUCGGCAGGCUGCUAUUUGUGGUAGAAGGGAACUGUAGUUUUGUUUUUGGAUAUUUAACGUAUUGUGGUGAGAAGGUUCUUCGCGUGGAGUUGUUUACUAAUAGGCUUUUCAAGAUCGUGCCGCUAAAAUUGGAACAGGAUGGAAUUCGAGGCGCCUUAUCUGGAGGCUAUUCAAGCAGUGCCGGGGAAAACACCUGGUGAGAAAUAUAAGACGAUAAAAUUGGCUGCUAGACGUAUUGCUGCUGUUGUUAAUGCUGGUGGAGAUUUUGGUAGUGUUAUUGGAUCUGUCGAACUACCUAGUCUAUUGCAACCAAUUGUAAGAGUGGAGGUUGCUAAUAUUCUGAAGCAGCACGAAGGAAUAACUACUGCUCUUAGGAGCGAUGAUUUAAAUGUGAUAAAUAGAGCCUUUCAAGCAAAAUGGUUUUUUAAUGGAAGUUUAAAAGAUGUUGUAAAUGAAGAAUAUUUUGCCAAAGAACUAUUACCUUUUGUAUCGCUAAACACUAGAGCGAGAAUGAUACGAACUCUGGCUAAGUGUCUUACUAAGGAAAAUGAACUGGCGGAGAAAUUGUUCAAGAUUGUUUCUGCUCAGUAUGGAAUGGAGCAAGCAAUGCCAUUACUAGCAUCCUGUAACGCAGAUUUUGUAUACACAUUAGUUGUAGAAGAAGAUGUUAUCUUGUCCAACAGACUAGUUGAAAUACUAUUCAGAGUGCAUCCUGAUAUGGUAAUAAAAUAUCUAAUGCUUAGUAAAGCUAAUGAUGACACUGUAAGAAAGUUACAAUGUCCCAACCUGUGCGAUUACCAAAGCUUCUUACCAAAACUUGUUAGAAAUCAUGUGAAGGCCUUCACCGAACUGUUUGAACACCAUACUUUCAAAGUAAAAUUAGGAAAUAAGUGCGCUGAGAUGUUUCUCAAAAAUGCUACUGAGACACUCAUUGAAAAACCAAUUCAGUACUUACCAAUGCUGCCACUAAAAAUAAUAUCAGCCAAACUAACAAAGACUCAAUUCCGUAAUAUGUUUCGCAAUCUGAUGCCAAAAGAUAUUCAAAAGUACUCGUUCAAUGAAGUUCUUGAAUACUUGGAUCACUACCCUGAAGUCGAAAGGUUACCAUUAAUAUUAGAAACAUUUGAGGAGGUAUAUGGACAAAAUCUUUUGAAGUGCAAGGAUUUGAUAACAAUUAGACUAUUGAGGAUCCUUCCAGCUGAGGAUCGUAUCGAGCAAGCAAGAAUCAAAUUACGAAAGACACCAGCAUUCAAUUUGACUGAUUUCAAAUAUUCCUGGGUAUGUUACCUGCCAGUGGCUGAAUCAAUUCCAGCCAUAAAAGCACAGAUCAGCACAGCUGAUGUCGUUGAGGAUCGAGCAUGUCUGAUCAGUCAAUUAUUUUAUACCUGCGCUGUCAACGACGACAAUGACGCUCUACUGGAUGUACUUAAAUAUUUUGUCAUCAGACACAGAAAUGAAAAUGCAUGGUUGAGAUUCAACGUUUUAUCAAAUCUCAUGGAACUCCGCAAUAUCUCAUCUCUCGGAGAGGAGCACUGGAAUGUUCUUAACGAGAUCAUCACAGUCUUAAACGUUAAAGACGAAUUACUCUUCUCUCCGGAUGUAAUGUCUAGUCUAAUAAUCGAAGGAAUCCAUUACAAUUUGACUCGCGGACUUCCAAUAGAAGACAAGAUGGAGCUGCUCACAGAAAUAAAGGUAAAGGUGUACCGAGCACAGUGGAAUAUAUUCGAGAAGUUUCCAGAGUUCGAGCGACAAUGCCUAGACAUGUUUUUGACAAUCAUACCAAAGAAGUAUCCGCAGAACAGUGAAGUGUGGAAGUCUCAGGGGGACAAUACCAUAGAGAAGUUACUGGAAGCUAUUUAUGACUUCAAUGCAAGGAACGCAAGAUCGAAUAACAAAAUGGAGAAAAUAAUGUUAAAGAGUUAUCCAUGGUUAUUAGAAGAAAUAAAACGUAUAGUUCUUCAAGAUAAUAAACAAGGUUACGUCUGUUUUCGCAUCAUAAAAAUCAUUAAGGAGCACGAGCCUGAUCUUUACAAAUCCUGGCUAGGUCACGAAGAAGAGAUUGUUGGAGUCGCCACCGGUGAAGCGUUAACGCUCCUCAAAAAGGACCAUCAAAAGAUAUUAAAACAUUGGAAAGAAUAUUUGCAAAAUAUAAAAAGGUCAUAUUACUCGAAGCAAGUGAUAACAUUUGUCAAAGCUAUUCGCUGGUACCAAGAAAUACCUAUAAAAUUUAUCCAACAGUGUCGGAAAGAAUUGUUCGAGGAAAACAAUGCCGAGGUCAUCAUGCCGUUAGCUAUUCUUUUGCACGGAUCAACGUUCACGAGAGUGAUCGAGCCUUUGGUGCCAACGGGAUCCACGUUGAAUAUCGAAAAGGAAUCGGCACAUACAGCCUAUCGCAUUAUACGUAAUAUCGCCGAUGCGAUCAAGCUGGUAAAUCCACCAGUUCCUUUGAAUAUCGUCUCGAAAUAUUGCAUCGGCGAUUAUUUACAACUUGGUCUUCAUGCUUUAAUAAAUGUCUGCCGACAUACUCCAAGUCCCAGCAUACUCUCCUUUGCCAGAGGGAUGGUGGACAGUCGUGUCUCUGUGAAAAAGCACGGAAUAAGGCUGGUCUGUAUGGUAGCCACCAUGAAGGAGCUUCACGAGUUUCUGAGUGAUUUGUGGAAGCAAGAAACGCAUCGAUCAAUUCGACAAGUCAUUUUCGGCAACAUUCAGGAACUCUUCGCGAAGAAUCCCUGCGAGGAAACUUGGCAGCUGAUAGCAGAAACUGUUGCAGAUUUGAGGCCAACGGACGAUCGACUACUGGCGGAUUUCGUCAAGCUAACAAUAAUACCGAACAACUACACAUUGAAAUACAUUCAGCUGAUCUUGCGCGUAGCUGAGGACAAAUUUCCAACAUUACUCAGGAACAGCAUCGUCACUUCGUUACUCAAAAAUAUCAGCUCAUCGAUCUGCACGCUACUUCCGGACGAAGUCGUAGAGUCUAUUCUUACCAAAUAUCUAUUCCUUGAGGCAUACGACAAGAAUCUUUACCAGGCUGCACAAUCUCUUGCCAUAUACAACUACCUGGUUCACGGAAGCAAGGAUAGACUUCAGUCAAGAAUGAAGUUUCUGUCUGGUCACAUGAAAACGCAUGUGAAGAAAUUCUGGAAUGUUCCUCACCCGAAAAAACGCAAUUUCCGUCCAAUGAACCACAUGGUACAGAGUUUCCUACGGCAUUUGGCGAGUGAGUGGGCCAGGAGGUCGUUGGAUGGAGAAAUUCUUGAGAGUUUCCUUCGAGAGAUCUCAGCUGUCAUAUCGCCGCUUGAAAAUUGCGAGGCCUAUGUCCAUUGUGUUUGCGCGGUUGUAGCGGGCGGCUCAAAAACGCCCUUGGAAUUUGGCGAGAAACUCGCACAUAGAAUUACCGAUCUAGUGUCGACGUUCUCCUCGGAGAUGAUUGUGAGAAUAGCGGAUUACUUGAAGGACUUUCUUAAUCCGUAUAUCUUCGAGGUUAGGUUAAGUGAUGAUGAGUUGACAAUCAAUGUGAUAGAAGGACUGUUGAAGCUCGAUAAUAAUUUCAAUUGCAUACUGGCAGCCGAACUGCUAGUCAUUGUUAAAUCUAAGUGCAUUCAUUUGAGGUAUAUGAAAAUUAUUCAGAUUCUUAAGGAAAAAAAGCAUCCCUCUGUUAUUAGUAUUCUUUAUAAUCAUUUAAAUUCUACGGGUUACAGCGAUUGUCUCUCGGACGACGAAGAAUAAACGAUUUCAGUGCAAAAGAAACGAUUAUCUUUAUAUUCAUUAUUUUUUUUAUACUUCAUUUUUAUAUUUCGUUAAAAAAAGAAAAAGAAGAAAGUCAUCACUUUUAUAUUAAAAAUACCAAUUGGAUGCAUGACUAGAAAAUAUUUAGUAUAAGAUAAGCCGACAGAUUUAUAUACCUUGAUAAGAAUACACUGGUCAUCCUUCGUUUAAUUCUCUGUUAUAUUAGUCGUAAAGAAAUUAAAUGUUAAAUACAAUGAUUGUUAAGAUUAUAAUUGAUUAUAAGAUACGAGGGAGAGAGAGAGAGAGAGAGAAUGAUCACCUGAACAAAGUAGAGAUUGAAAUUGUUCAAAAAAGAAAUUCUAAAAUAUAUAU